UCCCAGCAGAGACAUUCGGGAAAGACGUCAAUCAAAAACCUCAUUUCCACCGUCCAAAAAACAAGAACACAAAAUCUUCUUUGAAACUAAAAUUUCCGACGGCCCAUCUUAAUCGGAGGAGCUAAAAAUAAUUUCUCAAAUAUCUGACCCGUCGUACGCCUUUGUAGCCAGGGAUAACGAAGAAAACCAGUAGUUUCUCUGGACAGUAAGAAUAGUAAUAUUGUUUUCAGGGUUUGUUUUGUUUAGUGAUUUCCCAGAUACACGUUGAGGAAUUUUCGUGGGGGGACAGAAAGCUCGAGUUCUUAUGAAAUGCACUCAUCGAGUGAAGGAGAGAAAGAUCGAAGCUUGAUUGAAAGUUCCUUGUGGCUUAUCCUGAGUAGAAGUUUGGGAAAUUCAGCAGAAGAAGCAUAAGCAGAAUCACAUCUUCUCUCGUCUCUUCUUCAAAGUGAAGGCCAGCGUCGGCUUCCGCCAUGGAAGUGGGUAUGCAAGUGCAGGGCCCAUUCACCUCAUGCAGAGCUCUGUUUCGCGAUAAAACCCGUUUCAAGAUCAAACCUUUUUCUUCUGGGUCUUUGCCUCAUGGAACAGCCACUGAUUUCGUUAGUCUUGCAGCUUGGUGCAAUGAGUAUCCAUCAUCAACAUCUGGGAUCUCCUUGGAAAUUACUUCCAGUGCAGACUUUUCUAAAAAAAGACCCAGGAAGUUGUCUAAUGGGAGACCGAAAACCCCUGCACCGAAGGGAUUCGUGCCAAAGACACCUGCAGCCACACACAUUCCGAAAAAACAAGCACCAAACAAGGAAGUUGAGACAGUGCAGGAUGAAUCCAAAGCCAGCAGAGAGUUGACUGUUGAUGAGACAAGUCCAGUAGUGGAAAAUGGAAGUGUUGGUAGCAUCCAGAGCAACGAGACAACUGUAGAAGAGGAGAAUGGUAACAUGAGUGUCUCGGCAAAGGAAGAGGCUUUCCUUGCAUUGAAAUUGGAAAGCGAAGAGAACUUAAGAAGGCAAGAAGUUGAUAAGCUUGCCGAGAAGAGCUUAUCGGAGCGGGUCAAAAUGUUUGUUUAUCCACAGGUGGUCAAACCUGAUCAAGAAGUGGAGGUAUUCCUAAACAGGAGAUUAUCAACUCUGGUUAAUCAGCCUGAUGUUUUAGUCAUGGGAGCUUUUAAUGACUGGAAAUGGAAGUCUUUUACUGCAAGGUUGAGUAAAACCGAUCUGGGAAAGGAUUGGUGGUCUUGUCGCAUUCGUGUUCCUAAACAAGCGUAUAAGAUAGACUUUGUAUUCUUUAAUGGAAACGAUGUGUAUGAAAAUAACAACCAAAAGGAUUUCUGUGUGCCAGUGGAAGGUGGGAUGAAUGAGUUUGAAUUUGAGGAUUUUUUGCUUGAGGAAAAACGGAGGGAGCUAGAGAGACUUGCUGAGGAGAAAGCCGAGAGGGAUAGACAGGCGGAAGAAGAGCGGCGAAUAGAAGCAGAGAAGGCUGCAAAGGAAGCUGAUAGAGCUCAGGCAAAGGCAGAAGUUGAAAAGAGGCGUGCUGCAUUGCGAAAAACCAUGGAAAAGGUUGCAAAAGCAGUUGAGAACGUCUGGUUCAUGGAGUCCAGAGAGUUUCAAGGAGAGGGUCUUGUAAGAUUGUACUAUAACAAAAGAUCGGGUCCACUUGCUAAUUCCAAGGACCUAUGGAUACACGGUGGCCAUAACAACUGGAGUGAUGGAUUAGCCAUUGCUCAAAAGCUUGUGCAGUUUAAGGGAAAGGAUGGUGACUGGUGGUAUGCUAAUGUUGUUGUUCCUGAAGGAGCCCUUGUCUUAGACUGGGUCUUUGCUGAUGGUCCACCACAAAGUGCUGCUGUGUAUGAUAAUAACCGUUCCCAAGAUUUCCAUGCUAUUCUCCCGAACAGUAUUCCUGAAGACUUGUAUUGGGUAGAGGAAGAGGACAAGAUAUACGAGAAGUUACAGGAAGAUAGGAGGUUAAGAGAGGAAGCUCUACGUGUCAAGGCUGAGAAAACACGACGCAUGAAAGCUGAAAUGAAGGAAAGAACUCUGAAGAAGUUUCUCCUUUCUCAGAAGCACGUAUUUUAUACUGAACCAGUUGAUGUUCAGGCUGGAAGUACCGUCACGAUUUUUUACAAUCCUGCAAACACUGUACUAAAUGGUAAAUCCGAAGUUUGGUUCAGAGGUUCGUUUAAUCGCUGGACUCACCGCAAGGGGCCAUUGCCACCUCAGAAAAUGUCGCCUGCUGAAGAUGGUUUUCAUGUCAAAACCACUGUGAAGGUUCCACUGGAUGCAUACAUGAUGGAUUUUGUGUUCUCAGAGAAGGAAGAUGGUGGAAUAUUUGACAACAGAGAUGGCAUGGAUUACCAUAUCCCUGUAAUUGGAGGAAUUGCAAAGGAGUCGCCUUUGAAUAUUGUGCAUAUUGCCGUUGAAAUGGCUCCUAUUGCAAAGGUUGGAGGGCUUGGUGAUGUACUGACUAGUCUGUCUCGUGCUGUUCAAGAGUUAAACCACAAUGUGAACAUCAUUCUCCCAAAGUAUGACUGCUUGAAAUUUAAUCAUGUUGAAGACCUUCAGUACAACCGAAGCUAUUCAUGGGGAGGCACUGAAAUAAAAGUCUGGCUCGGGAAAGUGGAAGGUCUGUCUGUCUACUUUUUGGAGCCUCAGAAUGGUAUGUUUUGGGCAGGUUGUAUAUAUGGCUGCCGGAAUGAUGGAGAGAGAUUUGGUUUCUUUUGCCAUGCAGCUCUUGAGUUCUUGCAUCAAACUGGAUAUCAUCCUGAUAUUAUCCACUGUCAUGAUUGGUCUAGUGCUCCAGUCGCAUGGUUGUUCAAGGACCAUUAUGUGAACUAUGGUCUCAGCAAAGCUCGCAUUGUAUUCACUAUUCACAACCUUGAAUUUGGGGCGCAAAACAUUAGCAAAGCAAUGGCCUUCUCUGACAAGGCUACAACUGUAUCCCCUACUUAUGCAAAGGAGGUUGCAGGGAACGGUGCAAUUGCUCCUCAUCUAUACAAGUUCCACGGUAUACUGAAUGGAAUAGACCCAGAUAUAUGGGACCCUUACAAUGAUCAGUUCCUUCCUGUACAUUACACUUCUGAGAAUGUCGUUGAAGGCAAAAGAGCAGCGAAGGAAGCUCUGCAAGAGAGGCUUGGUCUGAAAAAGGCUGAUCUCCCUCUAGUCGGUAUCAUUACCCGUUUAACACAGCAGAAAGGUAUCCAUCUCAUCAAACAUGCCAUUUGGCGCACCUUAGACCGAAAUGGACAGGUUGUGUUACUUGGCUCAGCUCCAGAUCCACGGAUACAGAACGAUUUUGUAAAUCUCGCCAAUCAACUGCAUUCAACCCAUGGUGACCGUGCUCGCCUUUGUUUGACCUAUGAUGAACCGCUCUCACACUUGAUCUAUGCUGGAUCGGAUUUCAUCUUAGUUCCAUCUAUAUUCGAGCCAUGUGGGCUUACACAGCUGACAGCCAUGAGAUACGGUUCAAUACCUGUUGUCCGAAAGACCGGAGGCCUCUACGACACGGUGUUCGACGUUGACCAUGAUAAAGAAAGAGCACAAGCACAAGGGGUCGAACCGAAUGGUUUCAGCUUCGAAGGAGCUGAUGCAUCUGGGGUUGACUAUGCUCUAAACAGAGCGAUUUCUGCUUGGUACGAUGGUCGCGACUGGUUUAACUCGCUAUGUAAAACCGUGAUGGAGCAAGACUGGUCGUGGAACAAGCCAGCUCUCGACUACAUGGAGCUUUACCACUCUGCCCGGAAGUGAAAAAAAAAACCGGUCAAGUAAACCUAGUUCUGUACAGAGUUAGUCUAUCUAUCGAUAUGUUAUUCAACCAUCUGCAAUUCUGCACAUGAAAUUAUCCCUCCAGGGCCCCGAGUAAUGCUUUAGUUGAAAGCUACAGGGAGGAAGGGAAAAGAUGGCAACUUGUUGCCUUGCCGCACAAGUUGCUCGACUGAUCUUUUUCUUGUGAAGUUGAUAGUUUCCUGACUCUUGCCAACUAUGUGAGGUUGAUAAGUGAUUAGUGGGGAAGGAUUAAAAAAAGGAAUCAGCCAAUCCCAGCGGUGAACAUGAGUUGUUGCUGCUGGUUAUCAUGAUAUGAUCCAAGUGGAUUCACUUUUUUUUGCUUUGAGUUUUCUGCUUUUAGUUCUUUUGGACGGUAGAGGUGGAUUUGUGGAUUUUGAUUUGAUGUUAUGGGUUGGGAAUGGAAUGGUCGUAAGCUCGUCUUCCUACUCAGAUUCCAUGACCACCUUGAGCUUGACUUGACCAUGAUCGUUACGUGGGAAAGUUGUUUCCAAUGGGGGCAAUGUCAAUCUCUUGGUCAUGAUAAUGGCAUAGAAAAAGAUCGCCAAAAUGAGCAAAGAAUAUCCGCGUAUCGCGGUGACCUAAUCAUGAAACUUCAAUGGUCAAAUUAACCUUAUUCUCAUCAAGUUUUGUUUGAAGAACAUGUUGCCUG
Linum tenue is the source of this 4419-nucleotide messenger RNA. The record is from the annotation of a GenBank genome assembly. Lineage: Eukaryota; Viridiplantae; Streptophyta; Magnoliopsida; Malpighiales; Linaceae.